UUAGAUGAUAUGCCAAAAUUUGACAAUUUCUUUAGCAGCUGUUGUAACACCUGAUGAAUAUAAAAUACUUAGUCCCUCAGGUUUCCGACGGAAGAUCGCCGUGCUCGGAAGAUACUUCACACCACAGAACAUAUAAUGCUUGCCAUGUUAUCACUUUGCAUAGGCUUCCUUUAUUCGAAACAAUAUAUUAGGCUAUUUAGCCGUAUUAGGAAUCACACGUUAAAAGGCUCGCUUUCGUCAAAUCUUCUGAUAUACCGUACCUGUUACAUUUUAUUGGGAUAUGCAGAAUCGAACUGUUCUUUGUUGGGAAACACGAACGACAAUAUCACACAGGCAUUAGAGAAACUUGUCGAACCAACAGCUCAAACCGUACGUACUGUACAAUCAACCGUAGUGUCUGUUCCUAUGGUUCUACUCUGUAUAUGUCUGGGACCGUGGUCUGAUAAAUUUGGAAGGAAACCUAUCUUGCUUCUAUAUCAAUUAGGAAGCAUAUGCAGUUUACUUAUUACGGCUUUAUUUAGUGCAAUCCCAACUGUAAGCCCUUGGUAUUUCUUAAUCGCUGCAAUUCCAUCAGUGCUAACAGGUGGAUUACCCGCGUUUUUGACGGUAGCUCUAUCGCACCUUUCAGAAACUUCAGCCCAAGAGACCAGAGGAAUGAGGAUGACAAUCUUUGAAGUUUUCAUGGCAUUCGGAAAUGUGACCGGAAACUUAGCUGGAUCAGCUUUAUUUUAUGUAACCAACUAUGAGACUGUAUUCGUUACAGCUGCGGUGUGCAAUGCAAUCGGAUUUAUCUAUACCGUUUAUUGUAUACCUGAAUCAAUUGAAAACGUGGAGACUGAGGGAAAACUUAAGGGGUUAGUCCAAACAGAAAAUUUGAAGGAAAUGAUAAAAGUCGCCAUCAAAACUCGAGGAAAUUUCAAAACACCAAAAAUAUUAAUGAUGGCAAUAAUAUCUGCAGUGAUGGUUUUUUCCUUCUCCGGUGAAGGUUCACUCAUGUUUCCUUACCUCAGGGAAAAAUUACAUUGGACAUUGACAAUGUUCAACAUAUACAGUAGUGUCAGUACUGUGAUAGGGAUCUUCACCAUCCUGGUUGUGAUCGGUAUUUUACAUAAGUGGAUGAAGGUUAGAGAAUCUAUAUUAAUUCUCAUCGGAACCUUGUCACGUCUGACUGGAUGUGUGGUGGAUGGCCUAGCUACUGAAUCCAUUCAUAUUUAUAUUGGUGCUUUCGCUAAAAGUAUCAAUGGAGUGACGAGUCCGAUGAUACGAACCCUUAUAUCAAAGUUAGUGGAGAGGGAAGAAGUUGGAAAAAUAUUUUCCAUAAUGAUGAUUUGUGAGUUCAUUGUGGGAUUAUUCGCUUCCCCCUUAUACACAUAUAUUUUCAAUAACACUAUAAAUACAAAACCAGGAUUGUUUUAUUUUGUCAGCGCGGGUUUUUAUACCUUCAACAUCUUCAUGAUUGGCAUUGUUCUGAUAUUGGAAUUUAAAAGUACUACCAACGUUUACAAUGAGAUGGAAAACGAACCAGAUUCCCAUGUCGAAAACAUAGUUGCAGUAAGCGCUUGAAGUGUAUAUACUAUACUUUUUUGUUAUAUG
Molecule: messenger RNA, 1593 nt
Organism: Leptinotarsa decemlineata (Colorado potato beetle)
Lineage: Eukaryota; Metazoa; Arthropoda; Insecta; Coleoptera; Chrysomelidae
Product: probable peptidoglycan muropeptide transporter SLC46
Biological process (GO): transmembrane transport
Cellular component (GO): membrane
Molecular function (GO): transmembrane transporter activity
Source: RefSeq, a predicted model, not a curated record